This is a messenger RNA of Aspergillus bombycis, 780 nucleotides long. RefSeq lists its product as uncharacterized. Bases 1 to 780 code for a protein of 259 amino acids. Gene Ontology annotation, cellular component: cytoplasm; nucleus. Lineage: Eukaryota; Fungi; Ascomycota; Eurotiomycetes; Eurotiales; Aspergillaceae. Gene Ontology annotation, molecular function: ribonucleoside-diphosphate reductase inhibitor activity. The record is from RefSeq and is a predicted model, not a curated record. The transcript has a single exon.
AUGUCUCCAUCAUCUCAAAACACGACUAAAGAUAAUGAUCUGUCGUCCAAGCGAAGGCGAUUCCAACCACCGAUAACCUCCUUCUUCCCCGCAACAACAGGAACAGAUUACGCCGAUAGCUCCUGUGCCCCUCACUUAUCAUAUACCCACUACUCCACCACCACAUCCUCCCCCACCCCCGCCGUUGAUGCAAAGAUCCAAGCAUCGCUACUUUCAGUCGGCAUGCGCGUCCGCAAAUCAGUCGCAGAAGGAUAUAAAACCCGAGUUCCCAAUUCGAAGGACAAGCCAGCUCUCUAUACAAACAAGACCCCGAUCGUCGGAGGUCCAACUGCCUAUACCGAACUGACACCCUUCUGCGGCCUGAUGAAAUCAGGCGAAUCUGCAACUCAACCCAUGUCUCAUCCCUCCUCGUUGUCCUAUAAUCAAAUCGAUCAACUCAUCACGGAUGACGGAGAUGCUUUUUCUCUCCCAUCAAGUAGCCAGGAAUCGAUUGAGUCGGUUCAGACAACCGCACAGAAGCGAUCAUACGACUGUGACGAAGACGAUCUCAAAGAUACGUUCGAUGAAAUGCCGACUCAUGCGGGGAGCAAUUGGCCGAACUUCUUGGACCCGGGUACAGGGGUGGACUCCGUGCCUCCCCGUGCUAUCCUCACACCAAGUAUAAGGCAGCAGCGUCGUCAGUUUGUUGCCAUGGAGACACAAGCGAUUAUUGAUGUUGACGAUUUUGAAGAACCCACCUUCCUUCGUAGGCGCGAAGAGGUUGAUAUGGAUCUAUCAUGA